Oenanthe melanoleuca is the source of this 4538-nucleotide messenger RNA. RefSeq names its product signal peptide peptidase like 2A (gene SPPL2A). Gene Ontology annotation, molecular function: aspartic endopeptidase activity, intramembrane cleaving. NCBI's taxonomy places the organism in Eukaryota, Metazoa, Chordata, Aves, Passeriformes, Muscicapidae. Gene Ontology annotation, biological process: membrane protein proteolysis. Gene Ontology annotation, cellular component: cytoplasmic side of endoplasmic reticulum membrane; lumenal side of endoplasmic reticulum membrane; Golgi-associated vesicle membrane. Bases 164 to 1768 code for a protein of 534 amino acids. The record is from RefSeq and is a predicted model, not a curated record. The transcript is spliced from 17 exons.
GGAGCGCCGCCCCGCCCGCCGAGCCCGCGGCGUCCCGGGACCGGGCCGGCAGCGCCCCAACAGGAACAGGAAGCGGCGCCGCGCCGGGAGCCGGUGAAAGGCUCCGCGGGGCCGCCGGACCCGAGCGCAGGGAGGCCGCUCCCCGAGCAGGCGGCGGAGGACGAUGGGGGCGGCCGCGCUGCUGUGGGCCGCUCUGUGGGCCCUGCUGCUCCCGCGGGUAGCUGCUGAUGAGGGGAUUCUGCAUGCCUCUGGAAGUGGAGUGCCUCCACUAACUAAAGAUUACUGCAUCGUUUACAAUUCUAAUUGGACAGCCCUUCCAAAAACCUUGGACAAUGCUACUUACAGCACUCUGGAAAACCUGACAUCUACAGACCUCUGCAGUUCACCUGAAAUUCCUUCUGCCUUACUGAAAGACAAAGCAGUUGUAGUGAUGAGAGGAAAUUGCACUUUCUUGGAGAAAGCAAGAAUUGCACAAAGUUUGGGUGCCAAAAUACUGUUGAUUGCCAGUAAAUCUAGGCUGUCUGCUAUUUCAGAUAACAAGACUGAUUUUGAAGAUGUGACACUUUCAAUUGCUCUUGUAAGAUAUAAUGACAUAGUAGAUAUGCAGCAGGUGCUUGGAAAUGAAGUUAAUGUGACUCUGUAUUCACCACCUUUGCCAGAGUUUGACUACAGUAUGGUUGUCAUCUUCCUAAUUGCUGUGUUUACAGUGGCACUGGGAGGCUACUGGAGUGGAGUAGCAGAACUUGAGAAUCUGAAAGCAGUAGCAAGUCCUGGGGAGAGAGAAACCCGCUGGAAGAAGGAAGAAAAUGUUACUUUCACCCCUGUAACAGUUAUCUUGUUUGUUGUCAUCUGUUGUGUCAUGCUGGUCUUACUUUAUUUCUUCUACAAAUGGUUAGUUUAUGUUAUAAUAUCAGUCUUCUGCCUGGCGUCUGCAAUGAGUCUGUACAACUGUCUUGCAGCAUUAAUAGGACAAAUCCCAUUUGGGCAGUGCAGGAUUACAUGUUCCAACAAAACCAUUGAAGUGAGGCUUAUUUUUCUUGCUUUAUUCUGCAUAGCAGCAGCUGUUGUCUGGGCAGUAUUUCGAAAUGAAGAUAGGUGGGCUUGGAUUUUGCAAGAUAUUUUGGGAGUUUCUUUCUGCCUAAACUUCAUUAAAACACUGAAAAUGCCCAACUUUAAGUCCUGUGUAAUACUACUAGGCCUUCUCCUUCUAUAUGAUGUGUUUUUUGUCUUCAUAACACCAUUUAUCACAAAGAAUGGGGCAAGUAUAAUGGUUGAAGUUGCAGCUGGUCCCUUUGGAAACAGUGAAAAGAGUGAUGGAAACUUGGUGGAAGUCCCUACUGAACGCUCAGCUCCCCAUGAGAAAUUACCCGUGGUUAUUAGAGUGCCUAGACUUGAACACUCUGCAUCAACACUCUGUGACUUGCCCUUUUCAUUGUUGGGUUUUGGAGACAUUAUUGUCCCAGGACUUCUGGUUGCAUAUUGUCGAAGAUUUGAUGUUCAAACAAGAUCAUCUGCUGUAUACUACAUUUCCUGCACAGUAGCUUAUGCUGUUGGAAUGGUGCUGACUUUCGUUGUUUUGGCACUGAUGAAGAUGGGGCAGCCUGCCCUUCUCUACCUUGUACCAUGUACACUCAUCACAAGCUCCCUUGUUGCCUGGAGGCGCAAAGAGAUGAAGAAGUUUUGGAAAGGAAGCAGUUACCAGGUAUCGGACUCCUCCAGGACGCCUUUGCUACAAGAUGAUGGAACACCUGGAUUACACAGGAAAUGAAGAAAGCACAGCAUCAGCCACUGAACAGCCUGGAGGACAAUAAUAUGUGGGAUCCCGAUUUAAAAUAGCAUUUGAAUUUUUGACAGCUGAAUUGCAGUAAAUUUGGUUAAAUUUUACAAUGGAGUGUUUCCCAUUCUGUGUAAAAGGAUUUUUUAUUCCUGCACCUAUAUUUUUAUGGAAAAUACUGUUAAUAACAUAAAAGUAAUCAAAACAGAGUCACAUUUUUACAGCCAAACCAUAGCUAGUAAAAUCGUGCCUUAAUUUAAAUCAAAGGAUGUUUUCUAUGCAAUUUUCCAACUGCGUUUCUAUACAGUAUAUUUUUAUAAAAGUUGCUUGCCCAUAUCAGCUUAAGUGAAAUGUUCUUUUAAAGUUUUGAUUAAGACUAGUCAGACUUCUUUGAAAAAAAUAAAGUACCCUUCCUAGGAUUUCUUUCCAGAUUUUGAAUGCAAAGUUGGAUAGAAAUGUAACUAUAGCAACUGAAGAAUGAAACUAUAGUUCCAUUACUACAAGUAAUUCAAUAAACAGUGUGUAUAUUGAUGUACAUUGUGAGCCAUAAAAUAAAUAAUAGGGCAAAUUGAAAGUGGAGUCGUGAACUCUUCCUCCCCACUUCUCUCAUUGUAUCACUGGCUAAUGCCUUAAUUGUGAAAAUUGUUAAGCUUUGAUGCAAAUCUUUGGAUUAUAUACAUUUCCAAACAUUUAAAAAUAAUAAAAGAGGGGAGGUACUUACACAUGGUCCUGAAAAAUUCUGUGAAGCUCCUGGAAUAGUUGACAGACAAGGUGGUGUGAAAGGCAGGAGGUUUUUUGCUCAGUAACUACUAUUUCAAGGGAUGGGAUAAAAUGUUAACACUGGCCUCGUUCUCUCACCUGUUGAGAGUAGGUGUGUAUUUGUGGUCUUCAUUUGGCUCUGGAUCAGUUCAGAAGGAUAGGGGAAGACAGGACAGAUUUUUUUACCUUUUGCAUCUGCAUCAUACUUUUUUUGAAGUAUUUUUGAAAAUUCUUUGCAAUUGAUAGACAAAACAGGUUUGAAUAGUACUAGUAGUACUUGUGUUAGCUAAGGCAAAUGCAUGUGUUUAACUUGUUUAAUCUUAAUUUGUUUUUGCUUUUAAAGACUUGGAAAAAGGAUAAGUAGUUUAAAUCAUUAGUUUGCGUUUAGAAGAGUUUGAGUUUGACACCUGUUCUUUUUUCAGGAAACUGCUAAUUGAGGGGUAUUAGGCAUAGAAAAUUUGUAUAGCUGUAAUGCUAAUCCUUGACACCAAAGAAAACUGGAGAAGGCAACAAGGGGAGACCACUGGGUUCACUUAGUAUGACUGUCAGGUAGUUGUUAAAACAUUUUUCCUAUUCUUUAAAUGAAUGUCAUUCUUAUAGCAAGUACAAGUUCAAGAACCCUGGAGAAAACAACUGAGUAAGCACAUGCUGGGCAGUGGCAAUGGAGGCUUUCCUGCAGUGCCUCAUGCAAGUGCCUGCUUUAUUUGAAGGUCACCUCUAGACAUUUCUAGUCAGUUUGGGGCAUGUCAGCUCAGGAAAAUUUACCCUGAUUAAAUCUAGUUUAGCUAGAUUUACUUUGGAAGUAUGUUAAUUAAGACAAUUGAAAAUGUGUAUUGGCAGUUAACAAAGGCAACUGCAAAUUAACUGCAAAUUUACCUAAUUUAUAUCAAGUUUAAACUUUUGUUUGCAAGAGUCAGGAGCAGACAAACUGACAGCCUGGAUAUCAGUUGUUGCCAUUCACAGAGAUUGAGCAUGGUGCCAGUUGAUACGGGUAAGAUAACUCACCUUGUUUGCAGCUUCCCUAAGAAAACAAAUUACAAGCAGUUUUUGUACGUUAGUAGUUCCCCCCUUGACUUGAGCUUGAACUGACAGCCUCAGAAUACAGUGGUCAUCUUCUGGUUUAUUUAACUGGUAUUUCAUAAUAAAUUACAGCAUACCUCAAUAGCAGAUUGAAAAUGUGUCUUCAGAUGUGUUAUGUUCUUUGACAAGUCCAAUAUCUGCCAAAGUUCAGUGAUUUUGAAGAAGUUUCUGAAAAUUCCUGAAGCAGAUAAAGAAGUCAUAACUCAUUCAAAGUUAUGUACAAUUGAAAGCCCUCAGAAGCUUCACAAACCUAUGUAAGAUGAUUUCUUUGCCUCUUUGAAAUCUUCCACAUGGAGGAUUAAUUAAAUUUUCAGCUAUAAGUGAUAAUGAAAUUAGUAAAAAUAAAAAAGACCUUUGGCAACAUAAGUGUAUUCAGCAGCUGGCUGUGGAAGCUCUGUCUUGUUCUGUGCCUAAUAAUGCUCCAUGCCUGAUCAUGCCUGAGGUUUCACACGUGCUGCCAUUUAGUGGCAUGUAAACUAACUUUUUUUUUCUUUCAAAUGCUUAGGUGCUUUGUUUACAAAAAUUAUGAAUGGAGUUUAAAAUUUUAUAUAAAUAGUAGGUUAGUAUUGACUACUGAGAUGAGGUUUUCUAAGUUCAAUAGAACUGAUUGCAACACUUCUAGUAAUUUUGAAUGUUUUUAAUGUUAAAUUUGGUUGAGCUAAACACUGUUAAAAGCCUUGUUAGUCAUACUUUAAUAGAAAAAUCUUACUACCUUUUCAUUGUAUGUUUACUGAAAACAGCCCCCUUCCUUUUGACUCUUAAGUUAUCACCUUAAAAAUGUUAUUAAUAAAUGUUACUUGGGGAAAAAAUAGCUGAGUAAUUGCUUUGUUCUAACUUAUCCCUUUCCUACUGUGAAUGUUCAUGGCAAAACAAUUAACACAUCAUAAUACCAAGUAAAUUAAAAUCCAUGAUGCACCCCCAUGAA